Messenger RNA from Ochlerotatus camptorhynchus, 2136 nucleotides. Its product is annotated as agrin. The record is from RefSeq and is a predicted model, not a curated record. Bases 342 to 1988 code for a protein of 548 amino acids. The transcript is spliced from 6 exons. Gene Ontology annotation, molecular function: protein binding. Gene Ontology annotation, biological process: cell differentiation; multicellular organism development. NCBI's taxonomy places the organism in Eukaryota, Metazoa, Arthropoda, Insecta, Diptera, Culicidae.
GUUGAAAGCCGAAGCCGGGAUAGGAAAAGCAUAAAACAAGUGAACAGCAAAGAGUAAAUCGGAAGUUUGAAGAGUUAUCUUAGAGCAUCUUGAAAGUGUGUUGUUGGGAAGAGCAAACAUCCACCUAGAAAAUAAAGUAAAAAAAAAAGAAAAGAAGUGUCGGAAGAGGAAAAUCCCAAGAAGGCACCGGGCAAAAGUGCAACGCAGAGCAACUGAACAAACGAAGCGACUACUUUGGGAACAGAGUGAAGUGAGUGGUUGUGUGUUUAUUUUCGUUGUCGGCGAGCCUCACCUCGGAGUCCGGAGGAAGUUAAGCUCGAAAAGUGCAAACAAGCAGCAGAAUGUGGAAGUCUACGGCGGCAGUAAUACUGGUGGCAGCGGCAGCGGUACUUUUGAUUGAGGCCAGCCAUGCAAAAGAAGCCACACCCACUCUAGUCGACACAGAAGCCUCCGCCCGGCAGAGCAAAGCCGUAUCGUCACACUGUCCGCGAUCAUGCCCACCGGCGACGACCCCGGUGGAUCCGGUCUGCGGAUCGGACGGCCUGAUCUACGCCAACAUUUGCGAGAUGAAGAAGAAGACCUGUACCAAGAACGCUCCGAACAGCGUGACCGAGGACAAAGAUGGGUGCGAGCGAGCCAAGGGAUCCCCCUGCAGUCAUCGCUGUCCGACGGAGAAGGAUCUGGUGUGCGGAACCGACGGUCGGACGUACCUGAAUCGCUGUAUGCUGCGAGUGCAGGCCUGCCGAGUUGGUCCCGCCGCCGUAUCUAUAGCUCACGUGGGACCCUGCGCCAACGGAAGCAUCAUCCGAGAAUCGUGUCCAGUGGAUUGCAACAGUGCCCCUCAAGAUGGACCGGUUUGCGCGUCGGACGGUAAUGUGUACAACUCCACCUGUCAGAUGAAGCUCAUCACCUGCGGACAGGGUGUGGUCAGAACAAGCCGGAAGCACUGCCAGAGCACCCGUAACUGCCGGGAAUCCUGCUGGAGAGUUGCCCGCCCAACGUGUGGAUCCGAUGGCCGCCUGUAUGCCAGUGCCUGUAAGAUGCGAUCGACCAACUGUGGCAAGCACGUCUUCGAAGUACCGAUCUCGUACUGUAUGUCCCAGGAACGUGCUGGAGGAAGCUCGUCGGCCGCCACCAACAAGAUAGAGGACUGCCCUACGGAUUGCUCUCGGGAAGCUCAGCAGAUGAUCUGUGGAAGUGACGGAAAUGUGUACACUUCGAUGUGUGAAUUGAAGAUGCUGAACUGUGGACAACGCAAGAAGAUCCAGGCCGUGACGAUCGAUCGCUGCAAGCAGAAGAUGAGCCGUUGCAAAUCUAUCCCGGCCUGCAAGCAUCACAGCAAGAACAGUGCAUCGAUGUUCGGAGAUCAGAAGGACCUACUGUGCGGUACCGACUCGCGGACGUACAACAACGAAUGUGAACUGGCUAGAGCCACAUGUCUGCGUGGAGUCCAGAUGGCUCACAUCGGAGCCUGCACCCAGCUGAAGUCCAAGACCGACAUCGUCGAUUGCUCGGGUUGCAACUACGACGAAGACCAGGUUGGACCAAUCUGUGGCUCCGACGGAAACACCUACCGAUCCCGGUGUGAACUGAAACAGAAGACCUGCGGUCUACGAGUGGUCCCCGUGUCGCUCAAGAACUGCGCCACCACGGCUCACUGCGAGGCUAAUUGCGAAACCGAGCCCACCAGCUACAUCUGCGGAUCGGACAACAAACUGUAUCCGAACGAGUGCUACAUGCGGAAGGAGAACUGUGGCAAACACAUGUUCAUCGUGCCAAUGAAGCGCUGCCUGGCGGCGUUCACCUUCAAGGGCUGCUCGAGGAUCUGUCCGCAGGAGUUCGAACCCGUGUGCGGUACCGAUGGCAAAACCUACUCCAACGAUUGCUUCCUCAGCAUCGAAAACUGCCGAUCGAGAUCGCUAGUCCACAAGAAGCACGACGGACCCUGCGGAAGGCCCGAGGAACCGUCGCACAACUAUUUGUACUAAAACCUAAACAACCACAAAUGCCAACAAAUCAGUUUCUAAGACCACUUCCCAGUCCCGCCUUCCCUUCUUGUUCAUUGCCACAAGCUGUCCUUAUUUUAUAUUUCUAGCGUUAAGGCUGUUUAAAAGUAGUUAUAGGUUGUACUAAAAA